AACCAGGCCGAAGAAAAAGCAAAAUCUGUAGCCAGCAAAGUAGAGAAUGUAUGAUGAAGGAGAAGGUAAAAUGUUGUCGGGAUGUGCUAUUUGUCUCCUCUUGUUGCUUCCAGUGCUAUUCCUGAAAGGCGUUAUGUGGUAUAGACAAGACGUACUGAUGCACUGCAGGUUCUUUUUUUUUUUUUUUAAAUGGAUCGGAAUGUGAUUUGUCAUACAUUUUUAGCUGCUAUGGUGCAGCAGCUAACAAUGGUGCGCUGUAGACCUCGCCCCAUGUAGUCUUCUGAGGUUAUUGAUGUGAUGCUAAAGCUAUUUGUUGCAUCUUUUACAAUAUAUCUAUAUACUUCUGUUUACUGGUA
Capsicum annuum is the source of this 356-nucleotide messenger RNA. RefSeq lists its product as uncharacterized. The record is from RefSeq and is a predicted model, not a curated record. Lineage: Eukaryota; Viridiplantae; Streptophyta; Magnoliopsida; Solanales; Solanaceae.